Messenger RNA from Peromyscus maniculatus bairdii (prairie deer mouse), 1505 nucleotides. Its product is annotated as class I histocompatibility antigen, Non-RT1.A alpha-1 chain-like. Lineage: Eukaryota; Metazoa; Chordata; Mammalia; Rodentia; Cricetidae. The record is from RefSeq and is a predicted model, not a curated record. Gene Ontology annotation, molecular function: peptide antigen binding; signaling receptor binding. Gene Ontology annotation, cellular component: external side of plasma membrane. Gene Ontology annotation, biological process: positive regulation of T cell mediated cytotoxicity; immune response; antigen processing and presentation of endogenous peptide antigen via MHC class I via ER pathway, TAP-independent.
ACAGGCAGUUGGAAUUUCUCUAAGGUCUGAUUUCCUAGGCAGGGCACACUCGGAAUAUGCCGGACACCGUGUGGGUUCUUAUCUUCUGGUUCCUGAGUCGCCCCCCGGAAAGUGGAGCGCGCACACUCAUUCUCCCACCCUCGGAGCUGGGUCCUCAGUCAGUACCUGACACUAAACCCUGAUCCCUACCUCAGGAUCGCACUCUCUGCUGUACUCCUACACGGCGGUGACAGCACCAGGUCCCAGGGUCCCUGUGUUUUCUGCCACCGGCUUCCUCGACCACCAGCCCUUCAUCCACUACAACAGCGACAGCAUGAAGGCAGAGCCUUCUGUUGCCUGGCUGAGGGAAAAUCCAGGUUACUUUGCUGAUGAGACCCAGGUCUUCACCAAUCGGAUGAAGAUUUUCCAGCUCAGCCUGAGAAACAUACAGCAGUACUACAACAGCUCUGGGACCCAGCGUCAGAGGGCAGGUGGCAUCCGCCAGCACGAGGGCCCUCACACCCUCCAGUUCACAUAUGGCUGUGAGAUGAGGGAUGGCAGACGUACCACAGGACACUGGCAGUAUGGCUACGAUGGCUGGGACUACCUGACCCUGGAUUUGGACUCUAUGCAAUAUAUAGCAGCCACAUUCAUUGCUGGUUACACCAAGCGCAAGUGGGAAAACAAUGAGUACUGGCUGGAGAAAGACAAGAGCUACUUGGAGAAGGAAUGCAUCCUGUGGCUGCAGAGAUACCUGACCCUGGGAGGAGAGGCGUUCACUCGCACGGACCCUCCCCAGACAAGAGUGACCCGCCAUCCCAGACAUGAAGGAGACGUCACUCUGAGGUGCUGGGCCCUGGGCUUCUACCCUGCUGAGAUCUCCCUGACCUGGCAGUUGGGUGGGGAAGAACUGAUUCAAGACAUGGAGCUGGUGGAGACCAGGCCUGCAGGGGAUGGAACCUUCCAGAAGUGGGCAGCUGUGGUGGUGCCUUCUGGAGAGGAGCAGAGAUACACCUGCCAUGUGCAGCAUGAGGGGCUGCCUGAGCCCCUCACCCUGAGAUGGGAGCCUCUUCAGCCCACUACCCCAACCACAGAAGUGUAUGCUGGGGGCAGCAGACGUGAACGUACAGCAUUCUGGAGUGGCCUCAUAAUUAUUUUAUUUUUCAUAGUACUUACUGGAGUUACCUACUACAGAUUUAAGAGGACGGUUCGUCCGCUGUCAUCCUGAAGAUGACAGGCUCUUGGGAUGAGGCUGAAGGGAACUAGUUAGUCCUCACCAAGUCACAAUCUGAGACUCUGUUCCCACCCGCCUACAAACGGUGCCUACUGUCCAGCGAAGAUCCACAGAAGACCUAAAAAGAUUCUAAACAAAAACAGAGUCUCACAGUCUCACGCCAACCGCAGUACAGAGACACGUAUCUUGAAGUUGCAAGCACACCAUGAGCUACUCUGCAGGCGAUUCCCGCAGUCUCUCCGCUGGCCGUGACCAAGCUGGGUGGCGUGUUCCUGCAGUCUCUUCAGCUACA